AUGCCAAAAAAGAAAGUGCCUGCCCAGUCCGAUACCUCCGGGUCGUCACAGUCCAGACAAUCAAUAAGUUCUAAGUAUGCGAACCAAUCACCCGCCAGAAGCAAAAACAGUCUCAGCAGUAGCGGCCUCACUGGAGUGAUGAGUACCAUUCAUGAGAAAUUCGCAUCCGGGUCCGUCUCCAGCGACAAACAAAUGACUGGUCUUGAUGGUGAGGAAAUGGACACUGACCUUCUCCCGCCACCCGACACUGCAUCCGGCUUUUCACUUACACCGGGGAGUCAGCCUGAUGUACUUAAGAAGAAACAUCCGGCCCAAAAGCCUGAUCUGGCUAAGAAACGACGCCCUAGUAUUCGUGGAAUCAAGGGUGGUGGUAUCAAGAAGUUCCAAUACGCUGCAAUGCAGAAUGUGAUCGCAACAACAAAAGAAGCCACGAUAGCAAUCUUGUCCAAAACAGAAUUGGAGGGAACUCGGUUUGGUUAUAUGGCGAGCAAAUGGACCGCUCCUGUCCUAGAUCCCAAUUCUGUGGAGUAUCCAAACGAGACCACUGUGGUUAGGGUCUUGGCGGGAGACACAUAUGACCGGGCCCUGGAGAUGCAAGAUGCUGGCGGCACCAGCGAUCACAUGCCAGUAUGUGUUCUCAACUUUGCCAAUGCCGAAAAACCCGGUGGGGGUUGGCUCAAUGGUGCUCGAGCCCAGGAGGAACAGCUUUGCUACCGAAGCACACUGAUUGAUACUCUCGAUCCCCGGUUCUACCCAAUGGAAGAUCUGGAGUGCCUCUAUUCACCUAGUGUGAUCGUCUUCCGAAACAACGUGGACAAUGAGUAUAGCUUCAUGUCGGCGGACGACGAGCUACACCUGAACCCCACUGUUAGUGUUAUCAGCAUGGCAGCGCGGAACAAACCUGCAUUGACCGCCGACGAAUCCACGUACAAGGACGUGGCACAGCGAUAUCUCAUGAAAGCCAAGAUGCAAUUGAUCCUACGCACGGCAGCACACAACAGUCAUCGCCGCUUGGUCCUCGGUGCUAUUGGCUGUGGGGCCUUUCGUCAUCCCACUCAGGAGGUGGCCGAGUGCUGGUACGAGGUUCUCAUGAAAGAAGAGUUCAAGGGGUGGUUUGAGAGGAUUCAUUUUGUAAUUAAAGACUCACCCGCUGAGAACAAUCUUGAGAUUUUCACGGAGACAUUGGAUGGUUUGAACAUCAGAUGA
Penicillium samsonianum is the source of this 1206-nucleotide messenger RNA. RefSeq lists its product as uncharacterized. The transcript has a single exon. Bases 1 to 1206 code for a protein of 401 amino acids. Lineage: Eukaryota; Fungi; Ascomycota; Eurotiomycetes; Eurotiales; Aspergillaceae. The record is from RefSeq and is a predicted model, not a curated record.